Molecule: messenger RNA, 4001 nt
Organism: Osmia bicornis bicornis
Lineage: Eukaryota; Metazoa; Arthropoda; Insecta; Hymenoptera; Megachilidae
Product: tubulin alpha chain-like
Exons: 6
Coding region: 200-1519 (439 amino acids)
Biological process (GO): microtubule cytoskeleton organization; mitotic cell cycle
Cellular component (GO): cytoplasm; microtubule
Molecular function (GO): structural constituent of cytoskeleton; GTP binding
Source: RefSeq, a predicted model, not a curated record
UUCAGUACUGUUUAGACUCGUCAUUCUGACAAAUUUGUACAAAAAUGACUCGUAAAAAGUUAGGAUAAAAAGAAAAAAAAGUAUGUAAAGAGGAUGAAGUAAAUUUUGCACGUAAACUAUUAUCAGGAUAUUCAAAUCAUGAAGUUGCUUCAUCGUGAAAGGAAAUUUUCAGGAAAUUUUUGAUCUGGAAUAUGGUUAAAUGAUGGAUGAAUCAGGUCAGAUAAUAACGAUCUUUAUAGGACAGGCUGGCACGCAACUAGCAAGCGCCUGUUGGGAAUUAUUCUGCCUAGAACACGGGGUAGGACCGAAUGGUUGUAUUCGUCAGGGUUAUUACCCCAUAGACACUUCGUUUUGCACAUUUUUCGCAGAAACGCAAGCAAGAAAAUUGACCCCAAGAACGUUGAUCGUCGAUCUAGAGCCCACUGCGAUCGAUGAGAUUAGAACAGGCACAUACAGGAAGCUGUUCUCUUCGGAUUCAUUGAUCUCUGGAAAAGAAGAUGCGUCGAACAAUUACGCGAGAGGAUAUUAUACCAUCGGUAAAGAGGCGAUCGAUCUCGUAUUGCAUCGCGUUUGCAAACUAUGGGAGUCAUGCUCGAAACCCCGUGGAUUCAUGGUGUUUAGGUCCCUUGGCGGUGGUACCGGAAGUGGUUUCGCCACAUUGCUGCUACAACGUCUAAUGCGGGACUAUCCUAAGAAAAUCACCCUAGAUUUUGCCAUUUAUCCAUCCCCCAAUAUCUCCACCGUUAUCGUCGAACCGUACAACUCGAUUUUUACCAUAGACAGUAGCCUAGACAGCGCUGAUUGUUGCUUCCUGGUGGACAACGAGGCUCUGUACAAUAUUUGCUCAAAAAACUUGGACGUAGACUGCCCAACGUAUACGAAUCUAAAUCGACUACAGGCUCAAGUAGUUUCGAGCAUCACAGCCUCGAUGAGGUUCGAGGGAGCUGUGAAUCUGAGCCUUCAAGAACUCCAAACGAACCUGGUGCCUUAUCCAAGGAUUCAUUUCGCCAUGGCUACCUAUGCCCCGUUGAUCUCUGCUUCUAAGGCCAUGCACUCGGACAUCACCACGCAACAGAUCACGUACGAGUGUUUCGAGCCAUCUAACCAGAUGGUCAAGUGCGACCCGCGUACAGGAGCUUACAUGAGCUGCUGUUUGCUAUAUCGAGGAGACGUGAACCCGAAUGACGUAAAUAAAACGAUCGCUUCCAUGAAGGGAAAGAAAUCGAUUCGCUUCGUCAGUUGGAGCCCGACUGGGUUCAAGGUAGGAAUUAAUUAUCAACCGACGACCACGGUUCCCGGCGGAGAUUUAGCAAAAUCGAAAAGAACAGCGGCAAUGGUCGGCAAUAACACAGCUGUUCGAUACAAUUGGGGACUGUUGGCUCGUAAAUUCGACUUGAUGUAUCAGAAGAGAGCUUUCGUUCAUCACUACGUAGGGGAAGGUAUGGAGGAAAGUCUGUUCCAAGACGCGCUGAACAACAUGGUAACUUUGAUAGACGAUUAUAAAGAGGUCGAAAAGUGAACGAAGGGAUACACGUGUGUCCGAAUCGUAUUCACCUUGCAAGAGGGGAAGAAGAAAUGAAGAAGUAUAGCUACUGUACGAGAUAAGAGAGAGAGAGAAUCAGGAGAUAAAUGAUAAAGAGGGAACCGGCAGACUUCAUGGCACCGUUCUUCAUUAAUCACUCUCGACGUGGAUAAAAAAUCACGUAUCUCUCGUCUGGUACUCGUAAAAAGGCGCGUGUUGAAAAUUACCUACGAUCACAGUACCCUAGUACGAUUCACGUAAUAAUGCGUGCCUGAUAACAAACGAUGCUUGGUAAUUCCGAGCGAUAACGACGCGUCACCACCUUUGUUCUGGGUGAAUAAUUACAUCUUUACUCUGCUUAUCGGGAAACGAUCAAAGUCCGAAAUAGAAUUAAUCGCGAGGAAUCGUACCUGUCCUGAUAAAGAUUAAUCGCAUUGGUAAAUGACAUCUAAAACAGAUGUAGAGAUCGAGGAAAAUCCACAGAAAAUACGGUACUACAGGCGUGUCAACGAAAGAAGAGAUACUCGAAGGAAGAGCAAAGAUAGACAACUGCGUUUCGUAUCAGGAUCGUCGAUCGCCUAUCGCGAUCACGUCGUUUCUUUUUCACUCCUCUCUUCGAUGCCACGAAAGUUUCACGUGAAUCCAUGCGACUUUCGCGCGUUAUCCCCAUCGUCCCGGAAAGUUUCUUAUCCGACACAUUUUUGACUUACGUAGAACGAUCGUACGGCCCCGAUUGACCCGUGGCUCGUCAAACAAAUUUUCCAUCGGCAUCGUUUACUCCUCUUAAAUACAAGUGUCCUGACGUUUUGAAUUAUCUGAAAAGAUGAGUUAUCCUUCAUCAGUCACCAUUUCGUUAUCAUUUUCCUCGUCUAUUAGUUUCACCAUUACCCUAUUUCUAUCGUCUGGCUUAAUUUUAGAAACAUCGUUUUUCCUUGUUUGUCGUGAGCUUUGGAGAGGCGUGUGUUUGCAUACAUGCAAGAGGAUGAUUGCUAGUUUUCUCCUAGACACAAUGGUAGACGAGCUGGCAACGAUCCUCUUCAUGUUUUCUGUAAUCUUGUAUCACAGUGAAAAAUUAUGAAACGAAGUGUAGAUAAAUGUUUAGAUAGAUAAAUAAAAAUUUUAACCCACUUUCCUGAGAGUCUGACAAUUUUCAAAUAAUGAACUUUGAGUUUAAGAUGCAAAUAAGAAUUGUACGAUGUCUGGGUCAAGCCGGAGUUUGGGAGGUCGUGCACCUUUUGGAAAACUUUUGACACGAUGAAUAAACAUAAACAAAUGGCGUGUCAAUAAGAAGCAAAGUACAUCUGUAUGAUGCGAAACGUUAUCACCUCUUGUCGGGGGAGUUCCUUUUUUUCAUCCAUCGUAUCAAUGCUAACGACGUGUCAUCGCACGACUUACGCAUUAUUUUCCAUCUACACGCGUACAUUAUAUGUUUACAUGGUUUAACCUUGAUCGUUGAGUUGUUAUCUUGAAGAACUUUGAUUUUGUUAAUUCGAAUAGGUGGAAAUCGUACAUCAACAAGACGAGGCAACGACGUUUUCUCGUGAUUUUAUUUACAAAACCAGCUUUGAUAUCUGAAUGUAUUUCACCGAAUUAAUUUUUAUUUUUAUUGGUGACGAGAUGUUUGGAGAAAAAAACGCACGAGUGUUAUUGAAAACAUUCCAUGAUCGAGGGAACAAAUACGCUCGAGAAGGUCUAUCGUGUUUGCUGGAUCAAUUUAGAUCACCUGAUCAAGGAAAAUCUUGAAAAGCUUGUUUCGUAAUUUUCAUGGAAAAUGAUAAAUACCUCCUACGUUGUUUUGCGAAUUGAAUUUCUGAAAUUAAGAUGAAAAUUGCAACAUCGUGUUUGGUUCCUUCCAAAAGAGGGAUUUCCCAGUUUCUUUACUAACAAUGAGAUGUUAAUAAAUUUUUAUAAUAUUUCCUGUAAUAUGAAGAUCUAUCUAGUCUACCCUAAACAACAAUUCUAAUAACAGGUGAUAACAUUGAAAGGGUUAAUCAAAAGGUUGCCCUAUCCGUGCGUUGAUCCGUCCAUCAGGAAUUGCGCCACAAUGGCUGGCAGCUUAUCAAAACUAGUAUGGGCGAGUAUUCGAUAAGGUUGCAUCGAGAGGUAGGAGAAAGAGUAGGAGAGGAUGAAGCGUAUCUAAAUCUUGACUUUUUGACACGUUCUGAAAAAUGUUCCACCCCUACCACUGAUGGUUCCCAUGCACUGCUCGUGGAUUCGGUGAACACGAUGAAUGACGCGACCAUUCUUCUUAUCACCAGAUCCCGUGACGUCGACUUUAUCGUAUAAAUUAUCCACGGAAGGAGGUCCGUUCGUCAGUUCAGCUUUUCUCCUCGCACAAUUGCGAGGCGAGGUACAACUACCGCAAGACAUUUCUUCUUGUUAUACCAUCAAUUUACUUCCACUUAACAACAUAGAAUUUCACGAUUCUAUUACAACAAUCUAGUCUCCUUCAGUACACUUCAAUCGACAGAAAACAAAG